This is a messenger RNA of Pseudogymnoascus destructans, 2357 nucleotides long. RefSeq lists its product as uncharacterized. The coding region runs from base 478 to 1674 and encodes 398 amino acids. NCBI's taxonomy places the organism in Eukaryota, Fungi, Ascomycota, Leotiomycetes, Thelebolales, Thelebolaceae. The transcript has 2 exons. Gene Ontology annotation, molecular function: protein binding. The record is from RefSeq and is a predicted model, not a curated record.
CCCCAGAGUAUAAACAACCAACGUCGCACCCAAAUCUUUUCCUUCCCUCCCCAUCGAUCAUCAUGAGUAACUCAAUCCCCUUUAGCCAACGCUGGCUGAGCGCACACAUCGUCAGAACUUCGCAAGAUGUUCUCGGCUUUUAUUAUAGCCCCAACGACGGGGUCUCCAAGAGCUGAGCUACUUAUCAAAGCUCUUGACGGUGGUGUGACACAGGCGUUGCAAACGCAGUUCACCACCCGUCAGCCAAUUCAUUGGAAUCGAACAAACUCUGUUGCGAGACCUCUGGUUGAUACCUGUUCCUUUGGUGUGAGAAGUGUUGGAGAUAGAUUGAAGAUUGGGGGUCGAGGAGGAAGCUGAGACUGAGAAGCUGCGAAACUGUUACUCGCUGGCAUUUCUAAGCUGUUUAGACACGAAUUGGCUCGUCAUUAACUAAGACUGAAAGCCAACAUACCUUGACUCAAAAGAAACUCUGUAAUCAUGGAUCUCAUGAUGCUGCACCAUUUCCCUCAUCACGCAAAUCAUCUUUCCUACGCUGCAACGACCUCCGCAGCUUCGCACGAUAUCCAUACCAAUAAACGACUUUCUUCUUUGAUACCUGGAGUUGAUAACCUGCUGCACGGAGACCGUUCAAACUUCUUGGGAAGCGGAAAGCCCUCGCGCGAAGCCCGCUUUCAAACCGAGCAAGAAUCAGACAUGCAGUACCUGCCACUAGAGAUUGUGCAACUUAUAUUUGGGUUCUUACCAGACAUAGAGUCCAUCUGUGCCUUGUCUGCGACCUGCCGCCUCUUUCACCGAGCCUACGCCAGUUCACAGAAGCUUAUAAUUGUCCACAAAGUUCUCGAAACCCAAUUCGGCCCACUCCACGACGUUACACAGCUUGUGACGCUCAACUCCAGCGAACUCCCUCAUCAGAACCGUGACCCAUGCUUCUCUCUUGCAUUGGCCAAGCAGAUUGCCAAAUGCGGGCGAACUGCCAAUAGAUGGGUUGCGCUCUACCCCAUGCUUCGAUGGCGCGUCAAGCCGGAGAACCGGCGCUUUCUCCUCCAGGAGGAAAGACAUCGACUUCGUAGGGCCAUUUACCGACUUUGGACGUACAACUCGGCCUACACCAUGGAUUUCGAGGCCUCCGUGGGCCCUAGCAUCCUGAGGCAAUACCGGACGCGUGAGCUGCGCGAGAUCGACGAACUCCGCGCAGUAUUCCGUGAUACUCUCACCCACGACUGCUGCCUUUCCAACUCCGCGGUCCAGUUGCACUACAACCAAGGGCAUCCGACGCGCGAUCUGCUCUACUUUGGUACCUACAGCUCCUAUGGCAAUGACGCGAUGCUCGCUCCCGACAAGCUGGAAGGCAAGUCCGUGAGGGAUGCCAUGGCCGCUGAGUCCUGGGGAGACGACAUGUCCGUAGGUCGCAAGAUCAUGCGGCUGCUCUACAUGACGCCGGACGCGCUGCUCGACUUCCACGACGGGUGCACGUGCAAGACUGAGCGGGUGGAGUUUUUGGAGAAGAUAGGUUACGAUAUUAGCUACGGGUGGUACGCCGGCCUUUAUGCGGAUUCGUAUCCGAGUGAUUCGUGCCAGGUUGUGGAAGAGGAGAGAGGUGAAGAGCCUCUUUCGGGAAUUGAGCAAGAGUGGAUCACGGAGGAUGAGGGGUGGAUGAAGAUGGAAGAUUUUUAGUUCUGUAGGAGUCGGUUUUAGAAAGAGGGGGCAGUUGUUAUAUUCUAGAAGUCUGCGUUGUUUUGAUAGAUCUGGUUUUGGUAGCUUAUAAUUCUAGACACCUGCGUUGUUUUGAUAGAGCUUGUUUCGUAGCUUAUAAUUCUAAGGAUUUCAGUUUGAACACAGGAGUUCUCAGGGCCUCUUCCAUACCCGUGCCGCCAAAAAGUCUUAGGAAGGGCCUCAUGUAGCCGAGAAAUGAUAGAUAUAGCUGUAGCUAAUAGAAACGUUUCCUUUAGCUUAAUUUUUGAGUAACUACCUUGUAGAAAGGUUCGUAUAGUUGUUAUCAACCCUUCGAGCGGCGAUAGGGUUUCAAGCUAUCUUUACACAAAAUGCCCAUUUGCGGCCGUUGUUCACAUAGAAUAUCAGAGCUUAAUAGUACACUUCAGCCGUCGUAGAAGGAGGCUGCGUUCCCAUUUAUGCAUCCGUUUAGCUUCGAAAGCUCAGGUCCUCAUGGAAAGGGUAAUGACCAUAUCAUAAGUCUUCAUCACGGCCUACUCGGGCCCUCCCCGCCAUUCUCCUGCUCUCUCUGCCGUUUAAUCCUCUCCUCGGCGGCUCUCGCAAGCACCUCCCUUCGACUCAACCCUGCCUCCCCCCUUUCCGGCCCGCCGACCCCCUCAGUCCCCGUCGCGGCACCAAGCACAAAC